This is a messenger RNA of Cladophialophora immunda, 1936 nucleotides long. RefSeq lists its product as uncharacterized. The record is from RefSeq and is a predicted model, not a curated record. NCBI's taxonomy places the organism in Eukaryota, Fungi, Ascomycota, Eurotiomycetes, Chaetothyriales, Herpotrichiellaceae. The transcript has a single exon. Gene Ontology annotation, molecular function: peroxidase activity; heme binding. Bases 450 to 1529 code for a protein of 359 amino acids. Gene Ontology annotation, biological process: cellular response to oxidative stress; hydrogen peroxide catabolic process; response to reactive oxygen species.
GCAACCUAUCUCAAUCUCUCUUUUUUUCUGCUCUUCUGCCAUGUGCUCUUGUCGAGGCGCCUAUUGUUCAGACCCACUGACUACUAGGGGCCUUCCUCGUGUCAGAUAUCAUCAUUCAUGGAAGCAUGACAGAAGGUGGGAUACCGAGGCAGAUGUUGGUGCUUGCAGUGGUCCGUAUCCUUUUGCUCAGUCCUCCCUUUCUGCUCGUUUCCUUCAAAUCCCGUUUCAUUCCUCGCCACCAGCUGUUGUGUCCUUUUAUUGCCCUUUCUCGUUGUGGUUGUAUUUCAUUCUCUCGGACUUCCACUGUCAAGGCGAAAGCAUCGUUACUGCUUAAGAGGUUUCUUCAGCUUUCCUCCAGUUUUCUUCUCCCGCCACACUCUCCUUGAGAGCAGCUGACACUAGCUGCUUGAUCCGAUACAUCUAAUCCAGUUGAUCUGCGAAAAAUCAAUAUGUCAACAACCCCUGCGCCAUCGUCCGGGAGACCUGACACCCAUCAGGAGCCUCACCCCCCAUCCCCCUCGGCCAACCAACUCGCCCAAGUCAAACAAGCCAUCGUCUCCCUCCUUGACCAACCGGGCUAUGACGACGGCAGCGCCGGCCCCGUCCUGGUGCGCCUCGCGUGGCACAGCGCGGGGACAUACUGCGCGCAGACCGACACGGGGGGCUCCAACGGCGCGGGCAUGCGCUACGAGAAGGAGGGCGGCGACCCGGCCAACGCGGGGCUGCAGCACGCGCGGGCCUUUCUGGAGCCCGUGAAGCGGCAGUUCCCCUGGAUCACGUACGCGGACCUGUGGACGCUGGCCGGCGCGGUGGCCAUCCGCGCGAUGGGCGGGCCCGAGAUCGCCUGGAUGGGCGGCCGCACCGACUUCGCCGACGACGCCCAGGUGCCGCCGCGCGGCCGCCUGCCGGACGGGGCCCAGGGCGCCGACCACCUGCGCGCCGUCUUCUACCGCAUGGGCUUCACCGACCGCGAGAUCGUCUGCCUCAGCGGCGCACACACCCUGGGCCGCUGCCACGCCGACCGCUCGGGCUUCGAGGGCAAAUGGGUCAACAACCCCACGCGCUUCAGCAACACGUACUUCAAGCUGCUGCGCAUGCACGACUGGAAGAGGAAGACCCUGCGGAACGGCCUGGUGCAGUACGUCUACGUGGAGGAGGAGGAGGAUCACGACGGCGAUGACCACGCCGCAGAGGAGGUGGAAGAGGAAGAAGAAGGGCUGAUGAUGCUCCCCUCGGACAUGGCCCUGCUCGAGGACACGCGCUUCCGCGUCUGGGUCGACCGCUACGCCGACGACAAGGACCUCUUCUUCGCCGACUUCGCCGCCGUCUUCGCCAAGCUGCUCGAGCUGGGCCUCCGCCGCGACCCCGUCUCCGGCGCCGUGCUCAACCGCGAGAACCGCCAGGCCGGCUACCGCAGCGCCCCGAAGAAGAGCGAUGCCCCCACUGCUGCUGCUGCAGCAGCAGCACCGGCACCGGCGCAGGUGUCAACUAGUAGGACCAAUGGGUCGGCGAGGACGUCCAAGCUGUAACAUCCCCCAUACGAGAAAAUCCGCAGUGUUUGCUGGGGAGUUUUGAGAGGCGUGGAAUUUCUCGUCCUUUUGUGCUUUUAGGACUCUGUUGUCGCGUACAAAAUGCUGUGGUUUUCCCGGCCGCGAUGGUUUUUUCCCCUCUCUCUGGCGUUUAGCCUCUUCUGCGAAUGCUUUCCCUUCAACAAGGCUGUUUUUUGUCUCUCGAGAGCGGUAAAUGCAGUGGUGUUUCGACGGGGAUGGGGCAUAGAUGCUAGACAGAUACCCGACAUAGAAUUAGAGCUAGAGCUAGAUCUAGACUUAUUACACCAUGCGAAGAUAGAUAUCAACGUCGACAGAAGGAUGGAACUUUCGGCAGGCGAGGUCAACCUCCUCCAUCCCCUGCAAUUACACGAUCCCACUCCCUCACA